GAUUGUUCUAGAGUGCUCCACGUACAGGGCCAUCUUUGGUCGUCCUCGCCGGUGACAGUGUGGACAGUUUAUUCCAUUGGUCAUUAAAGCCUAAUGAUUAAUAAAUAAUACUAAACUCUGAACGAGCCGUUUGAAGCACUCGGGCAAAGAAAGGGAGCUAAAUUCCCGAUUUCUGUGGACUGACUUUGCAUUAUUUCCUUCAAUACCCUUCAUUUCUUGAGGCAAAAGAGGGCGAGACGGGAGAGGCGGUGAUACAACAUGGAUGAGGAAUAUGAUGUGAUCGUUUUGGGCACCGGACUCACAGAAUGCAUUCUGUCUGGGAUCAUGUCUGUGAAUGGAAAGAAGGUAUUGCACAUGGACAGGAACCCCUACUACGGUGGCGAGAGCUCUUCCAUCACCCCUCUGGAGGAGCUGUACAAGCGCUUCAAUCUUCCAGAUAGCCCACCUGAGUCGAUGGGCAGAGGAAGGGACUGGAACGUGGAUCUUAUUCCCAAGUUUCUCAUGGCCAACGGUCAGCUUGUGAAGAUGCUGCUAUACACAGAGGUGACACGAUACCUGGACUUUAAAGUAGUGGAGGGAAGUUUCGUUUACAAAGGAGGAAAGAUCUUCAAGGUGCCAUCAACUGAGACUGAGGCACUAGCUUCAAAUCUGAUGGGAAUGUUUGAGAAGCGAAGGUUUAGGAAGUUCUUAGUCUUUGUGGCCAACUUUGAUGAGAAUGACCCCAAGACUUUUGAGGGCGUGGACCCCAAAACCACGACGAUGAGGGACGUUUACAAGAAGUUUGACCUCGGCCAGGAUGUCAUCGACUUCACUGGCCACGCCCUGGCCCUCUACAGGACAGAUGACUAUCUUGAAGUCCCCUGUUUGGAGACGAUUAAUCGUAUCAAGCUGUACAGUGAAUCGCUGGCACGAUAUGGGAAGAGCCCCUACCUCUACCCCCUGUACGGUCUGGGAGAGCUGCCCCAGGGAUUUGCCAGAUUGAGUGCGAUCUAUGGUGGGACCUACAUGCUGAACAAACCUGUCGAUGAAAUCGUCAUGGAAAAUGGUCACGUUAUCGGAGUGAAGUCUGAGGGAGAGGUGGCUCGCUGUAAGCAGCUGAUCUGCGACCCCAGCUACAUCCCCGACCGUGUCCGUAAGGCAGGUCAGGUGAUCCGUGUGAUCUGCAUCCUCAGCCACCCCAUCAAAAUGACCACCGACGCAAACUCCUGCCAGAUCAUCAUUCCUCAGAACCAGGUCAACCGCAACUCAGACAUCUACGUGUGCAUGAUCUCCUACGCACACAAUGUGGCAGCCCAGGGGAAGUACAUCGCCAUCGUCAGCACCACAGUGGAGACCAGCGACCCCGAGGCUGAGAUCGAGCCGGCCCUGGGGAUGCUGGAGCCAAUCGACCAAAAGUUCGUGGCUAUUAGUGACCUUUAUGAGCCAACAGACGACGGCACUGAGAGCCAGAUCUUCGCCUCGAGGUCCUACGAUGCCACUACCCACUUCGAGACCACCUGCAAUGACAUCAAGGACAUCUACAAACGUAUGACCGGGAGCGACUUUGACUUUGAGAACAUGAAACGCAAACAGAACGACGUGUUUGGGGAGGAUGAGCAGUGAGCGGGUUUUCAGUGGGGUUUCCAGAGAGAGCGUGGGGCCGGGAGAGGAGGCGGGGCUAAAAGGGGCAAAAGAGCAUUGGCAGAGCCUGCAGCAGAAAGACGUGGCUGCUUGAGCGGCCCUUUAAAAUAAAUUUGGGUGGGUGUAGAGCAAGCGUGUCGGAGAGGAUUGUGCGUCUUGGCUCUGCCUGCUCUCAGCCGUUUGCCUCCUUUUCCUUUCGUCCCUCUCUCUCUUGAUUCAGACACAUAAAUGCUCACAAACACACACAUACACUGUUCAAAUACUCACACUCCUUAUCUCUGUCACUGAAAAGCAGGGUUGAUAUGGUUUUUCAUUCCAUAGUAGAUUUACAGUAUAAUCAUGUCUUCUCAUUAGAGGUGAAUUUAUUACUUGUCGUUUUCGAAGCAUUUCAUUCUUUCUGUAACGUCUUUCUCCUCAUAUCAGAGGUCGGCUAGAUGGAGGAAAGAUUGAAGGGAUUGUUGAAGCGCAGCUCUGACAUGAGAGAUAUAAUGGCAUAGAGUAGUAUUCUCUGGAAGGGUCACCUCCAGUGUACAUGCAUGCAUCUUUUACACAGUAGUAUUUGUACAUAGACUCUAACAACACCGCGGUUUGAAGGCUGGACCAUUCCACGCAUCGCUCCUGUCAACCCUGCUUUCACUUUUCUCUUUACCUGUGUUUCUUCAAAAAAGACGUCGCUCCUUUUGGCAAAAUCUGUUGGUCGGGCAAAAGAAUAAAAAACAAAAAUGUGAUGAAUAAUUACAUAUAAAUGGGCUGUUCUGUCAACUGAUAGUGCUCACUUUGCAAUGCUGUUGUGUUCCCUGUGCUAGCAGGCAAGCUAACCAGUGGCUAAUAACUGUCACCCAAACCUCCCCCCCUCAGAAAAUGUUCCUUUGUUUAUCUCUGUUGUUUGAUGUCGACUUUGAAUUUGAAUAGUUUACGUUCUAACAUUUUAAAUUAUUGAAGAGUUUUAUUUCUAUAUAUUUGGUGCACAUUUCACUGGCUGAAGUUAUGAAGUUUACAAAGCUGAGGUUGAAACUGUGGUCUUCAAGUUUAAAAAAAGGGAACGACAGGAGCUAAAAGAGGCACGAUGAGGAUUUUGAGGCUUUCUAUGAAGUAUUCUGGGUGAAACGAUGAAGACGAAAACUGUGAUUAUGGCUCAAUCUGCUUGUUGAGAUGCAAGGAAGUGCACGAGGAAUCAGGAAUGUAUGAAGGAGAUGUUUAGAAAGUGAGGGGUGAAGACUGAAAUUUCGGCUGAAAGUGGAAGCACCAGAUUGUGUCUUGGUUGUUUCAACCCUUGUGUAUGUUGUUUAGAUAAAUCAUUCCCUUAGAGACUAAAUGAGAAAUUGUAGUUAGAGGGAAAAAGCUGGAUGCUAAAAGACUUUGUAGCAAAGCGGGGACCACAGUUUAAGAAGCCGCCCCAUUCAAAUGAACCAAGAUGCUUUUAUUUGGUUUAAGCCUUAAUUUGGGGUCAUAAUCAGAUGUUAAAUUUGACUGCUUUACAGGUAGGGGCAGGUCAGACGUGUGCCAAAAAUAGUGACGCUGUUAUUGGCAAACUAGGCUAGGAAGAGUGUGUUGCUCUGCAGAACAGACAUUAAGAGGGACGUUGUUUCCCAUCAUCCACUAUCAGGGCUGUUAUUGCUCACCCGAGAUGAGGUGGUUUCUCAUAUCUCUGCAGCGCACGCUCACUCAAAACAGCAAGAUUGAUCCGUGGCUUUUUAUCAACACACUGAUGAGUCGCUCUGAAGCAGAUCUAUUUCACUUUUACGACAAAUCCCUUAAACUGAGUCAUCGUGCGUUUUGGGGUGUUGACGUGUCUUAAUCUAUUUAUUUAAAUUUCACAGACGUAUCGUGGAAGGUUAUCUGUCGAACGCUGAAUAUGCUACGCUUUAUGUUCUCAUGAUUAAACGGAUUUUUAGAAGUGAUGCACACCAGGUUGAUUUGUUUUGUUUUUCUUUGCUGUGUCAUGUGUUUCGUUCAUCUAAUCCAGUGAUCACACCAGUGCUGCAUCACCACUUAAUAUGACUAUUAGCAUUCCUAAGAAACAGGUUUUGAUAGAAGGAUAGCAGCAGCAGUCAAAUCUCUACAGCUGUGUACUCCACACUGUGCGUCUUUUAACAUCGUGUGUGCUCUUCAUUCUGGAAACAUGAAAUCCGACUAAAACUGGAAUACUGUUUACUCUCUGAACAUAGAUCUAUUUGAAGCCCUCCCUCCCCUGCCCCUUCUCAGCAUCAGAUACUGUACGCUCUUUUUUUAUUUAUUGAAAACAAAAGCCUCAUGUGUGGUCGUACUGUUUUAAUUUCCAUCCAGUUUGGGCCUUUGAAAACCACUAUUAUUGACAAUAUCCCUUAAAAUUUGACAAAAGAAAUAGGCUGAGUAGUAGAAAACUUACUGUCCUUGUUUGAUCACUAGUAUGUGAACAAUGCCUAAUGUCUUGUGUAACAAAUAAAAUGAAUUAAACUAUGAAUGAAAUGAUAGAAAAAUAAAAAGCACAUGGCAAACCUGGA
Molecule: messenger RNA, 4103 nt
Organism: Cheilinus undulatus (humphead wrasse)
Lineage: Eukaryota; Metazoa; Chordata; Actinopteri; Labriformes; Labridae
Gene: gdi1
Product: GDP dissociation inhibitor 1
Exons: 11
Coding region: 259-1602 (447 amino acids)
Biological process (GO): small GTPase-mediated signal transduction; protein transport; vesicle-mediated transport
Cellular component (GO): cytoplasm
Molecular function (GO): Rab GDP-dissociation inhibitor activity
Source: RefSeq, a predicted model, not a curated record